Messenger RNA from Polychytrium aggregatum, 1867 nucleotides. RefSeq names its product natural resistance-associated macrophage protein-domain-containing protein. Gene Ontology annotation, molecular function: cadmium ion transmembrane transporter activity; manganese ion transmembrane transporter activity. Bases 217 to 1842 code for a protein of 541 amino acids. The transcript has 4 exons. The record is from RefSeq and is a predicted model, not a curated record. Gene Ontology annotation, cellular component: membrane. Gene Ontology annotation, biological process: intracellular manganese ion homeostasis; iron ion transport. Lineage: Eukaryota; Fungi; Chytridiomycota; Chytridiomycetes; Polychytriales.
AACUAUCGUCGCCACCGCCGUGCACCGACGAGCUGGUGCUGGUUUGUCUGCGAACCCUCUCUCCGGAUGGAUUGGCCAGCGAUCGCUUGCUGCCCCGUGUGACCUCCCAACAUCAGCCGGACGUCCUUCCCGUGUUCUCCGGCCUCCAAGCACAUCAACAAUCCGGUCUGCGCCCUCCUCCGGGCAGCCUCUGCCUCUGCCUCGCUCUCUUCCGCAAUGCCCAGCUCCCCAACUCGGCCCUCUGGUUACGGCUCAACGCCGUUGUCUCCUCACCGAACAUCCGCAUCUGCUCCGUCGCUGUUUCGGCGGCUGCUGGCGCCCUUCCGCAUCCGAGCCAGCCCUCCUUCCCACGACCGGCCUCACGAACGACAGCCCCUGAUUCCAUCCCAGCACGUCCAUGCGCUGCGUGAGUCCUGGAAGGGCCUCAAGAGCCUUCUCAAGUUCAUUGGCCCCGGCUAUAUGGUGGCCAUUGGCUAUCUCGAUCCCGGGAACUGGGCCACCGAUCUGGCUGCCGGGUCACAGUUCAACUAUUCGCUGCUCAUCGUCAUCCUGGUGUCCAACUUUAUGGCGGUCUUGCUGCAGUCUCUCUGCAUCCGGCUCGGCGUCGUUACCGGAAUGGAUCUGGCGUCGGCCUGUCGCAAGCGCUUCUCCUUCCCAGUCACGCUGUUCUUUUACAUCCUCUGCGAGCUCGCCAUCAUGGCUUGCGAUCUUGCCGAGGUCAUUGGCUCGGCCAUCGCCCUCAACAUACUCUUCUCGAUCCCACUACCUGUCGGCAUCCUGAUCACCGCCCUCGACGUCCUCGUGAUUCUGGCUGCAUGGAGAACCGAGCAUAUGCAGUGGUUCGAAGCCGCCAUUAUCGUGCUGGUGGCGGCUGUUGCCGGGUGCUUUGGCUACCUCGUCGCCCUGAGCCGCCCGGACUGGGGUCUCGUUGCAGCCGGAUUCAUGCCCUCCUGGGAAAUCUGGACCAAGCCAGGAUCGCUGUACGUCGCCAUGGGCAUUCUCGGAGCUACUGUCAUGCCGCACAACCUCUAUCUCCAUUCGCAUCUGGUCCGCUACCGGUCGUCGAGAGACUCGGACGCUUUGGGCGAGAUCCGUGAAGUCGAGGCCUCUCCCGAGCCUGACGAGCACACGGACGGAGACAAAGUCGGCCUGCAGCCUCUGUGCCGUGCUGCCAUCAUUCGCAAGACCCUGCAUCUCACCAACAUCGACUCGACCGUGGCCCUGACCUUUGCCCUCGCCAUCAAUGCCUCGAUCUUGAUUGUGUCGGCUGCAUCCUUCUACAAGAACAACGAAAAGGACGUUGCCGAUCUCCAGGACGCCUUCCACCUCAUCACCAAGUUCCUGGGUCCUGUCGCCGGGACGGCGUUUGGCGUUGCGCUGCUGAUCUCUGGGCAAAGCUCCACCAUAACCGGGACCAUGACCGGCCAGAUCAUCAUGGAGGGCUUUCUCGGGUCGCACUUCCGGGUCUCGCCCUGGGCCCGUCGACUGAUUACCCGGCUCCUUGCCAUUGUCCCGGCCAUGGUCGUAACCCUGUGGAAGGGCUCGGCCGGCAUCAACCAGCUGCUGAUCGCCAGCCAGGUGGUGCUCAGUCUCCAACUGCCGUUUGCCGUCUGGCCCCUGGUCGUCUUUACCAACAGCAAAUCGAUGAUGCGGGUGCAGUAUAGCUCUGAUGACGGCGACGUCGAGACAGCCGUCGCCGAAGAAAGCUUCCAGAACUCGCCACUGAUGUCGGUGGCGUCGAUUGCCAUUGCCGUGAUCAUCACCGCCCUCAACCUCGGGCUUAUCUACCAAGUCUUUUCGGGCAACGCGGCCGGGACGUCCUCCGGCCAAGCAUUCGCUUGAUCCCGGACCAUUGCUUCCUGACGCU